AUGUCGUCUUCAUAUAGAUUUACAUGCAACAGUUGUGAGCUUGCGUUUACAGCUUCACAAGACCAAAGGGAACACAUGAAAACUGAAUGGCACAGAUACAAUUUGAAAAGAAGAGUGGCGCAACUCCCUCCUAUUUCUGAAGAUACGUUCGAUACUAAGGUUGCAACUUUGGCAGAUAAGAAAGAUGAUGAAGAGGAAGAUGAGUAUUGCACUAAGAAAGAACAGCGCAAGAAGGCUAAGGAAGAAUUACUUGAGAAGAAAAGACAGUUAUUCGAGAUAGCCAGAAAGAGAAUGACUAGUACCGGAGGAACGGUGAAGAUUGGUGAGGAUGGUAAAUUGGUUAUGGAAAAUAAGUCUACUGAGGCUGAAGAAAGAAAGAUUAUUCUUGGUAUGCACAAAGAUGAAGAGACUAUUCUAGGAGAAGAAGCUAAUAUGACUGAAGAAGAAUUGGAAGAAAAGAUGCUAAAGGAAAAGAUGGAGAACCGAGUUGAGAUUCCGCUGGAUACUUGUAUUUUUUGUGGUGCCAAAAGUAAGGACUUGGAUACUAACGUUGAGCAUAUGUUCAUGAAGCAUGGAUUAUACAUUCCAGAAGAGGAAUAUCUUGUGAAUAAAGAAGGAUUGAUCGAAUAUCUAGGAGAGAAGGUUGGUUAUGGUAAUGUUUGCCUUGUUUGCAAUUACCAGGGAAGAAAUUUGGAGAGUAUUAGACAGCAUAUGCUAGCCAAGUCGCAUUGCAAGAUUCCUUAUGAAACGGAAGAUGAGAAGUAUGAGAUUGGAAAAUUUUAUGACUUCUCCUCAACAUACAGUAAAAAAACCAAGGAAGAAGAUAAUGAUGAAAACGACGAUGACGAAUGGGAAGAUGUGUCGAAUGAUUACAAUGUCGACGACGACGAAGAAGAAGAAGAAGAAAAGGAGAGUGGAAAGUUUGCAAACGCGGAUGAUGUUAUUUAUGCUAGUGAAAUUGGAUUGCAUUUACCUAAUGGGCUGGUGGCCGGACAUAGAUCUCUUGCCAGAGUGUGGAGACAGAACUUGGCACCAGAGAGAGAGCUUGGUGAAGGUCAGGGUACUGUUAUGGCAGCAGAGACUAGACAUUUGGCUACACAAUUUGAAAAGAAGCAGUAUAAAGAGCAGAAAAGGGUGUGGGCAAGAGAAAAUAAGGCUAAGAAUUUGAAUGACAGAAGUCUGGCCAAGUUCAUCAACGUCAAGCCUCAUUUCAGGGAUGAGUUACUUCAGUAA
Molecule: messenger RNA, 1233 nt
Organism: Brettanomyces nanus
Lineage: Eukaryota; Fungi; Ascomycota; Pichiomycetes; Pichiales; Pichiaceae
Exons: 1
Coding region: 1-1233 (410 amino acids)
Biological process (GO): ribosomal large subunit biogenesis
Cellular component (GO): preribosome, large subunit precursor
Molecular function (GO): zinc ion binding; nucleic acid binding
Source: RefSeq, a predicted model, not a curated record